Emiliania huxleyi CCMP1516 is the source of this 840-nucleotide messenger RNA. RefSeq lists its product as hypothetical. The coding region runs from base 1 to 840 and encodes 279 amino acids. NCBI's taxonomy places the organism in Eukaryota, Haptophyta, Isochrysidales, Noelaerhabdaceae. The record is from RefSeq and is a predicted model, not a curated record. The transcript has 2 exons.
AUGGACAUGCGGUUGGGCCCAUCAACACUGGCAGUCAUGGCCAUCGCUCGUGACGAGUGUCAGAGCUUUCCUUCUUGGCUGGCGCACUACCGAGCGCAGGGAGUCACGACCUUCCACAUUAUUGACAACAACUCAACUGAUUGGACCCGACGCGGCUGCCUCAACGUGCUAAGAACGCCCGACGUCAUUAUCCACUCAUGGCCGUUCACGGCACGUGACCUGGCGACUGCCAAGGCUGAAGGACGGUACUCCUGUCCGAGCGAUAACCAGAGCACCACCGGUGUCGAGCCGGCAACGUGCGGCAGUAUUCAGGUGGCGGCUUACAAUACGGUCCUCCCCCACGUGGCGUCGGAGUGGAUAAUGCCAGUCGACCUAGACGAGUACGCGUUUGGCGUGCGGCAAACGCUCGCAUCCUUUCUCGCCUCGUCCCUUCCCAGCGUACGGCAAGUCUGCAUCCCCUGGCUUAUCUUUGGCUCCAGCAACCGCACGGUGCAGCCCGCAUGUAUUGCACGGGACCUCGUUCGCCGAGCCAAGGACUUUGAGACCAAUGGGAAGUGUGUCCAGCGCACGCGAUAUACGAGACGCAUCGAGGUGCACCGAUCCGUGAUGCACGGCAAGAUGCAUCAUUACAAAGCUCCCGCCGUGCGCUUGCAUCAUUACAAAGCUCAAUCACAGGAAUCUAUCGAGCGGAAGAUGAGCAACAGGGAGAGCACAAUGUUUGAAAGUGUUUUCAAUCGGCAGUCGGCAGGGUUUUGGCUGAACCGGGACAGGCCAAGGUAUAACGAGGUUGUCGACACGGCCUUGGCCGAGCGAGCCGCUUGCCCGCACAACUACGUCUAG